Molecule: messenger RNA, 1581 nt
Organism: Diceros bicornis minor
Lineage: Eukaryota; Metazoa; Chordata; Mammalia; Perissodactyla; Rhinocerotidae
Product: zinc finger C4H2 domain-containing protein-like
Exons: 3
Coding region: 1130-1579 (149 amino acids)
Biological process (GO): positive regulation of neuron differentiation
Cellular component (GO): nucleus
Source: RefSeq, a predicted model, not a curated record
UUGGAACAUGGGGAAUGAACUGCCUGCUAAGGUGAUAAAUUUCCCACUCUUUGGAAUUAUUUAAGCAGAGUCUGAAUUAUCACUUGUCUGGGCUGCAGUAUUGAUCAUUCCUUCACCAGAAGGGAGGUUGGAGGUGCUGACCUGUAAGGUCCUUUCCAACCCUUAGAUCCUAUGACAAUGAGAAGUAUUUUUAAAAAAUUACAUUUGAAGGAGUUAAGUUUCUAUCAUUGGAAAACUCAUUUCUGUGGCAAUACUUAUUUCCUGAUAUUGCCAGGCCUAGGAUCUUAAAGAAAAUAUAAAUGCAGUUUGGAUAGUAGGUACUUGGGAUUUUCUGUGUCACAAGAUCAUAGGGUUCUAGGGUCUCAUGAGGAGGGCAGUUCUGCUGCCAGCUAAACAAGGAUACAGAGCCAAUGAAAUGAACAAGAUAUUAGCCACAGAGGGCUGAAAAUCUAAGCCAGUGGAUCUCAAACUUGAACAUGCAUCAGAGUCACCUGGAGGGCCUUUUAAAACACAGAUUGUUGGACUCCACCCCAGAGUUUCUGACUCCAUAUGUCUGGGGUGAUGCCUGAGAAUUUGCAUUCCUAAUGAGUUCCCAGGAGAUGCUGAUGCUGCUGAUCUGGUGACCACAUUUUGCGAACUACUGAUCUAGAAGAAAGGCCACUGGCCUGGGAGGCAGAAGCCCUGAGUCUUUAUCUAGGCUUUGCCCCUAAGAAUUAUUUCUGUGAGGAAGUUCCUUCUUCUCUCUGAGUCUCAAUUCUCUGAUUUGUAAAAUGGUGGUGGGGUGGACUAAAUGAACUCUAAGGUCCAAUCCAGCUCUAAGAUGCUAUAUUUGAAUAGUAUCUACCAUUUAUUGAGCCUUUACUCCCUGUUAGCCCCUGUACUGAGAGCUUUAUAUGAAUUCAAUCAUUGAAUCUUCACCAAGAUUAUAUGAGGUAGGCACUAGUAUUAUAACCAUUAUACAGAUGAAGAAACUGAGGCUUGACAAGAGUCACAUAGAAUACAUGGUGGAUUGAAGACUUGACCAUAGAUUGAUCUGGCUCUGGAGCCUGUGCUAUUAUCCACUCAGCUGUAGAACCUCACUGAGAAUCUUGGGGUCUUUUCUCUGUGUCUGCCUCACUCUGUGUUCCAGAUGGAAAACACGAUCAAACAGUCUGAGAAUGAUCUAAACAAGCUGCUAGAGUCUACCCGGCGGCUACAUGAUGAGUAUAAGCCGCUGAAGGAACAUGUGGAUGCCCUGCGCAUGACUCUGGGUCUGCAGAGGCUCCCUGACCUAUGUGAAGAGGAGGAGAAGCUCUCCUUGGAUUACUUUGAAAAGCAGAAAGCAGAGUGGCAGACAGAGCCUCAGGAGCCCCCCAUCCCUGAGUCCCUGGCCGCUGCAGCCGCUGCUGCCCAACAACUCCAAGUGGCUAGGAAGCAGGACACUCGGCAGACAGCCACCUUCAGGCAGCAACCCCCACCAAUGAAGGCCUGCUUGUCAUGUCAUCAGCAAAUUCACCGGAAUGCACCUAUAUGCCCUCUGUGCAAAGCCAAGAGUCGGUCCCGAAACCCCAAAAAGCCAAAACGGAAGCAGGAUGAAUGAAG